AUGUCGAUUCUAACCAACAUUUUCCAUCGAGACUCGGAUUCCUCUGAGCUAUCCAUUUCAGAUCAUUCAGACUGCAGUGUGCAAUAUGACUUGGCACCUGCUUCAAUCGAACCUCGUAUCGGCACUCUUCACACCCAUCUAAUUUCGCAUGCACCUUCUAGAUCCAUUACAAUCCAUGAGGACACUGCUGGUGGUUGUGGUGGAAGAACUUGGCCUGCUGCUACCAUUCUUUCAAACUAUAUCUCGCACCGUCGACUAUUAGGAACAUUUCCUUAUUCUCGUAUUAUUGAACUGGGUGCUGGCACUGGACUGGUCAGUCUAACUGUGGCCGUUCUUCCAAAUGAGCAAAGUGUGUUGCGCUCGAGCGAGCUUGCCCCAACUGCUCCAGUAUCCAUCACCAUUACUGAUCUUGAAGAGUUUGUCCCAUUGAUUAGUUUUAAUGCAAAACUUAAUCUUACUGAACAGGAACUGAAAACCAUCUCCAUCGAAACAUGUCGCUGGGGAGAUCCUCUUUCUCAGCAUAUCAAAGCAGCUUUUCCAUUUGAUCUGAUUCUAGUUGCUGACUGUGUAUAUCUCGAGGCUGCCUUUGACCCGCUGAUAAAAACUCUGACUGAUUUGAGCACUCGGUCCACUGAGAUCUGGAUCGCAUUUAAAAAACGACGAUCUGCUGAUCGACACUUUUGGACUCGACUAGCCAAGACAUUUCAUGUAGAGCCAAUAACAGAUGAUCCUAAUCAUCACGAUUACUCUCGCAAAAGGCUUUUCCUAUAUAAAGCGAUGCUAAAGUCUCCUUUUACAAAAAAUACUGUAGCAUCUACAAAAACAGUCCAAGCUUUGAGUUAA
This is a messenger RNA of Batrachochytrium dendrobatidis JAM81, 843 nucleotides long. RefSeq lists its product as uncharacterized. Bases 1 to 843 code for a protein of 280 amino acids. The transcript is spliced from 2 exons. NCBI's taxonomy places the organism in Eukaryota, Fungi, Chytridiomycota, Chytridiomycetes, Rhizophydiales. Gene Ontology annotation, biological process: peptidyl-lysine methylation. Gene Ontology annotation, molecular function: protein-lysine N-methyltransferase activity. The record is from RefSeq and is a predicted model, not a curated record. Gene Ontology annotation, cellular component: cytoplasm.